Messenger RNA from Anisakis simplex (herring worm), 201 nucleotides. The record is from the annotation of a GenBank genome assembly. NCBI's taxonomy places the organism in Eukaryota, Metazoa, Nematoda, Chromadorea, Rhabditida, Anisakidae.
AUGUAUUUGAUUGUUUUAUCGGUUUGGUUCAUCGUCUCAUCACUCGGAUUUCCGCCAACGGAUAUGGUCGCAUUGUCUGAUUAUUUGCAGUCGAGUUUCUUCUUUCCAAAAUCUGAAAAACGACUGAUGUUCGCAUCACCGAAGCAACUCUACUACGAUGACAUACCGACGAAUAAGUUUUUGGGCUUGUUUAAGAAGUAA